Molecule: messenger RNA, 2403 nt
Organism: Heteronotia binoei (common prickly gecko)
Lineage: Eukaryota; Metazoa; Chordata; Lepidosauria; Squamata; Gekkonidae
Gene: ARRDC4
Product: arrestin domain containing 4
Exons: 8
Coding region: 1-1221 (406 amino acids)
Biological process (GO): protein transport
Cellular component (GO): cytoplasm; plasma membrane
Molecular function (GO): ubiquitin-like ligase-substrate adaptor activity
Source: RefSeq, a predicted model, not a curated record
AUGCCGCCGCCGGUUAGCGCGCUGGCCUUGGCCCUGAGCGAGCCGGCGGGCGGCGCUUACGGGGCGGGCGAGACGGUCUCCGGGCAGGUGGCGCUCGAGCUGGCCGCCCCGCUGGCCGCCCGAGCCCUCCGCCUCGAAGCCGCCGGCCGCGCCAGGACCGCUUGGAGCGAAGGCGCCGCCGUUGCCGCUCCCUCCUCAGUCGACGCCGCCGGCCUGGAGGCCCAAGUGCCCUACCUCGACGUCCGCCAGGAGCUGCUGAGGCGAGACGGUGAGGAGGACUUAAUCCUAUUAGAAGCUGGAAAACAUGAAUUCCCUUUCAGCUUUCAGCUCCCCCAGCAACCCCUGGCAACCUCUUUCGCCGGAAAGUACGGCAGCAUUCAGUACUGCGUGAGAGCGACCCUGGAAAGGCCAGCGGCCCCCAGUCAGACUGUCAAGAGGGAGUUCCAGGUUAUCAACCACAUCGAUGUCAAUUCACCAGCUUUACUGACUCCUGUAAUACGAAGUCAGGAGAAGAUGGUCGGCUGCUGGUUUUUCACUUCUGGCCCAGUCUCUCUGAGUGCCAAAAUCGAGAGGAAGGGAUAUUGCAACGGUGAAGCAAUACCAAUUUAUGCUGAAAUUGAGAACUGUUCCUCCCGUUUAAUCGUUCCAAAAGCUGCCAUUUUCCAAACACAGACUUACCUGGCGAGCGGCAAAACAAAGACUGUCCGCCAGAUGGUUGCCAACGUGCGGGGGAAUCAUGUUGCCUCCGGGAGCACAGAUACCUGGAAUGGGAAAACACUGAAGAUUCCACCUGUCACCCCUUCGAUCCUCGACUGCUGCAUUAUCAGAGUUGAAUAUUCCUUAGCCGUGUACAUUCAUAUUCCUGGUGCUAAGAAGCUGAUGCUCGAGCUGCCGCUGGUGAUCGGCACAAUUCCAUGCACAACCUUUUCCAGCCGGAACUCCAGCCUCGCCAGCCAGUUUGGGAUGGACAUGAGCUGGCUGGCGUUGACGAUGCCCGAACAUCCAGAAGCACCACCCAAUUAUGCCGAUGUUGUAUCGGAGGAAGAGUUCUCAAGGCACGUCCCUGCUUACCCACAGAGAAUCGACUGUGAAGAACAGCUGUGUUGCCCUGUGUUUGCCUACAUACAGGAGUUUCGGUUUCAGCCCCCUCCUCUAUAUUCUGAGGUGGACCCGCAUCCCGUAGAAGUAGAAGACAGGCAGCCGGUUUCGUUCCUGAUUUAAUGAGAAUUUGAGGAGAGUGGCAUCUUAAUUCAGGGGAAUGUCUUAAUUUUUUUUUCCCCUCCUGCCUCUGCUUGUAACAGCUUUUUAAUUUUUAAAAAAAUCAUUCUUAGAAACGGGCAGGUAUCAAGGACACCGGACUCUGAAGUCAGAAUACGUCGUGCCUCUUUUCCAGGAGAAAAGAAAUGAAGGAGAGACCUUGUGGACUAGCUGGUAGGAGAAGCAACUGUGGUCAGAUUGCUAGAUAAAGUGGACUCUUAUCACUUCCUGUGGCAAAUCGGACAGGUCUGAGAAGAAAGAAGGCCUAUACAUCUGUGCAGACAAUACACCAAAGAAGCAAAGGAGUGUCCUCUGAAUUUCUGACUUAAUUCAGCAUCCAAGAUAAGCUUUUGAUUUGGUUUUGUUUUUCAAAAAAACCACACACACAAACUUUAACCAUCUAGCACCCAUCAAGUGGUACUACUUAAACUCACUCUGAUUUUGAGGGGUGGUAGAUAUUCCAUGUAACAUUAUGAAGGCACACGCUUUUUGUGUACAAAUGGGAUACACUUUUUGUACACUUCUGGGAUAAAGCUGGAUUUUUGUAGAUGCUGAGCACUUCCCCCCCCCCCCCAAAAAAAGGGAAUUAGAAUAGCUUUUCUACUGUUCUGUGUUUUCCCUCCACACGCACACAUCUUCAGCGAGGGGGCUUGAUUCAUCAGAGCAGCCAAAAGUUCUGUCUUGCACUUGACACAGUUUUGAUCCACUGCCACUAAAGCGCUCAGUCCAGUAUUUGCUUGGUUGAACUUGGCCGGAACACUUUGCGUUUGGGAAGAGUAUGUAUAUUGACCCUUUGUUGGCAGCAAGGGAUCUGUCUCUAAAAGCCUUUUUAAAAGCCUACUUUUCUUUAGAAAAUGGAAUUGGGAACCAAGUAGGAUAGUUCUCCGGGCUUGGAUUUGCCCCCAUUUGGUUCCUCAGAUUAAUCAAUGAGAAGGGAAAGGGAAAGACUGUAAAUAUACCCAACUUGGCUGAAGGUUUGCGUGUGAAGAUCUAGGGCUUGAGUGGAGAGGACAAACUUUGAUGAAUCAUAAUUUGUCAGGCAAAGUUCUCUGUAAAGGCAAAAGUCUCUUGUGUUCCCUGGAGCGGUCUGAUUUAUCAGGGCAUUUUCCGUCUCUUCUUUUGUUUUGAGCAAAGUCUUAUUUUGGU